UAACUUCCCACCACCACCCUCAAACCCUCGAACCUCUCUCUCUCUCUCUUAAAUUGAACUUGUUUGUUCAGUUCUCUCUCUCCUCAAUCCCAUGGCGAUUAUUACACACAGAGUCUCUCUCCUCCUUCUUUCCAUGGCUAUCAUCUUUUUAGAAACCAGAGUUUCAUCUACCCUCUUCACGCUUCAAAAUCGAUGCACCUACACAGUCUGGCCCGGCACAUUGUCCGGCAAUGGCGCCGCUGUCCUCGGUGGGGGCGGCUUCGCAUUGGCCCCUGGCGCAUCAACCCAACUCCCCGCUCCACCGGGCUGGUCGGGCAGAUUCUGGGCCCGAACGGGCUGCAACUUCGAUUCCUCCGGCGCCGGCAACUGCUCCACCGGCGAUUGCGGAGGCCAGCUUCGGUGCUCCGGCGGCGGCGCUCCGCCGGUCACCCUUGUCGAAUUCACCCUCGGAGACAACAACAAGAACGACCAAGACUUCUACGACGUGAGUCUCGUAGAUGGGUACAAUGUGGGUAUGGGAGUGAAACCCUCCGGCAGCGGCUCCGGCGACUGUCAGUACGCCGGCUGUGUCUCCGACGUCAACGGAAACUGCCCUCCGGAGCUUCGGGUGACCGGAGCUUCCGGAGCGGUGGUGGCUUGCAAGAGUGCUUGCGCGGCUUUCAAUGCGCCGGAGUUUUGUUGCACCGGCGAUCAUUCAACGCCGGAGACAUGUUCGCCGACGCAGUACUCAGAGAUGUUCAAGAAUGCGUGCCCGACGGCGUAUAGUUAUGCGUAUGAUGAUGCGUCGAGUACGUGUACGUGUACCGGGGCGGAUUAUUUGAUCACAUUUUGUCCAACCUAGUCAUGCAAUAGAUGGCCAAUGCAACGCUACAAUAUGAAUAUUAUGAAUAAUUGUUAGUAUGUUUGUUGUCUUUGGAGAUUAUCUUGAUUUUAAGUUUAACUUGUAAUGUUCUUUUGAUAUUUGGGAAUACAUUUUUUACUUUCUUAUUACGUCUUUAUUA
Camellia sinensis is the source of this 1001-nucleotide messenger RNA. Its product is annotated as pathogenesis-related thaumatin-like protein 3.5. The record is from RefSeq and is a predicted model, not a curated record. Lineage: Eukaryota; Viridiplantae; Streptophyta; Magnoliopsida; Ericales; Theaceae.